This is a messenger RNA of Phytophthora nicotianae INRA-310, 225 nucleotides long. RefSeq lists its product as hypothetical. The transcript has a single exon. Lineage: Eukaryota; Oomycota; Peronosporomycetes; Peronosporales; Peronosporaceae. The coding region runs from base 1 to 225 and encodes 74 amino acids. The record is from RefSeq and is a predicted model, not a curated record.
AUGCUUAAGUGGCUGGCAGCAGGCCCUGUGGUAUGUGAAGGCUUAAAGAAGGGAUUACUAUAUGGGAAUCUACUCAGUGAUGCUGCGGGAGGAGGGAGUAUGGAGGUCUUGGAAUACGUCUGCAAUCUCAGCCUCACUGAUAACAGUGGAGAGGCUCUUGUAGAUCUCGCGAAGCGUCCGGGACCUUCCAGCCCUCUGGCAUCAGUGGUACGCUGUCGUUUGUAG